ACACGACAUGUCGGUUUUUCCUUUCCCUACGAGCCUAGCGGUUAGGAGCCAGCAUUCCUAAAAAGCUACCCGUUCAUUUAUAGUUCCCACAAAUUUUCUGAGAAAUAAAAGCUGAAUGCCAAUUCCUUUCGUCCAUUUGUAGCAUGAUUUUUGCCUCUUGGAAAUAGAGAAGCUCAAGAGCCUGCAAUCUCACCCAUAUGCGUAUUCAUUUAUCAUUAUGUGUUGUGGGUUAUCACGGCUUAAUAAAUAUACACCUCUCUUGCAUUUUCUCGGUGUAAACAAUUGUGAAGAACUGCUUCCCGGCUUCAAUAUCGUCCAUGGCUUCUCAAUGUCACCCAUGCAAGGCUAUCCAUUUCUUCAAGAUCAUUCUCGAAUAUUCUCUUCAAGAAGGAAAGCUUAAAGUGCCAGACAAUUUUAUACAAAAAUAUGGAGGUGGCAUGAAAAAUCCCGUUUGUCUGAGGCCUCCAGAUGGAACUCAAUGGGAAAUACAUUGGGCAAAAUAUGAAAAUGGUGAGGUUUGGUUUGAGAAGGGUUGGCAUGAAGUUGUCAGAUACUACUCUUUAGAUCACGGCCAUUUGGUGGUGUUCAAAUAUGAGGGAACUGGAACUUGUUACUUUAAUGUGAACAUUUUUGACAAGAGUGCAUUAGAAAUAGACUACCCUCUUCGUAGAAACAUCCAACAAAUUAAUGAUGAUUCUGAUUCAGUUGAAAUCUUGCAUGAGAAGCCUCCUCUGCCUAAAGUAAUGAGCCGAAAACCGCCAUUAUCAUCUUCUAUUCGCCCUUGCAAGAAAAUUAGAGCUGAAGAAGCUGAAAGGACGUCUAAUCAGAAAAAAAUGCACUCAGAUGGGAAUAAGCUAUUGUCCAUGAAAGCAGAACCGAAUCUUAUCAAGCUUGAAUCAGAAGAAACCGCGGGUAGGAGCAAUUUUUCCACUAAAAAAAGUCCAAAAUCCUUGGCUAUUAAAAAACAAAAGGAGAAACCACUGACUUGGGAUGAGAAGGACAGAGCUUUACAGAGAGUCAACACUUUCACGGCCAAAAAUCCCUAUUUCAAAAUUGUCAUGCAACCAGCAUAUGUCAAGAGCUCUUUGAAUGUACCGGCAAAUUUUGUGAAUCAGUAUUUGAAGCAGAAGAAAGAAGGAGCAGUUCUUCUGCGGGUUUCAGAUGGUAGAACUUGGCGUGUGAAGUGCAAUAGGGAAGAAGGAAAGCAGUACAAGUUCCGCCUCAAUAGAGGGUGGCCCUGUUUUGCAAAAGACAAUAACUUAGAAGUGGGUGAUGUGUGUGUUUUUGAACUCACGAACACCAUUAACAUCUCCUUCCUAGUUCAUGUUUUUGGAAAUUCUGGGAAUCCAUAUGACUGAAAAUACCAAGGUAUGACAACGUUCUUCCCCUAUGAGAUUCUGUUCUAAUGAUUCUGGCUAGUACACAUGUAACGUCAUGCAGAUUGUAACAUGUUACUUCCUCAAGCUACAUACUGAGGAGGAGGGAGAUUCUGGUCUGACGAUACAACUGGGGAAGGACAAGACUAUGGCCUGUGAAGUUUCAUUUGUCAGCUUUAUGUGAACAAUUUACAUGGCAAGUUCUCUGCAAGUAAAGACAAUGAACUUGCUUUUUGUUUGUAUAGGUUAUUUCAUGGCGAGUUCUGUGCAAGUAAACUUUUGUUGAUGAUGAUUGUGAAACUGAGGACCUGGAUCAUAUUUUAGAAAAUGUUCACUAGCUCAAUCCAUUUAGCAGCUUAUUCUCCCUAA
Messenger RNA from Neltuma alba, 1745 nucleotides. Its product is annotated as B3 domain-containing transcription factor VRN1-like. Gene Ontology annotation, molecular function: DNA binding. The transcript is spliced from 4 exons. Lineage: Eukaryota; Viridiplantae; Streptophyta; Magnoliopsida; Fabales; Fabaceae. The coding region runs from base 318 to 1358 and encodes 346 amino acids. The record is from RefSeq and is a predicted model, not a curated record.